Messenger RNA from Malania oleifera, 1901 nucleotides. RefSeq names its product pentatricopeptide repeat-containing protein At5g18390, mitochondrial. Bases 45 to 1418 code for a protein of 457 amino acids. Gene Ontology annotation, biological process: RNA splicing. The record is from RefSeq and is a predicted model, not a curated record. Lineage: Eukaryota; Viridiplantae; Streptophyta; Magnoliopsida; Santalales; Ximeniaceae. The transcript has 2 exons. Gene Ontology annotation, molecular function: protein binding.
UCGUCGUUUUGAUGAGGCUACUCCGCAGACUAUAAUAGAAUAGAAUGAGAAGUCUGGUUUCAAGAAGCCUUCUCUUCUCUCCCGCUUUCACCGUCUAUCACCUCAGACCCCUUACAACUCAAUCCAAUCAUGCCCCCACUCCCCCCUACCCAGGCGGCGUCACCGCCAAGGACGAUUACUUCGCCGCCGUCCACCACGUCUCCAAUGUCGUCCGCCGCGACAUCUACAUGGAGCGCACCCUCAACAAGCUCCGCCUCCCCGUCACCUCUGAGCUCGUCUUUCGCGUCCUCCGCGCCUGCAACCGCUCCGGCGCAGAAUCCUUCCGCUUCUUCAACUGGGCUCGCACCCACCACCCCUCCUAUAACCCCACCGCUGUCGAGUUCGAGGAGCUCCUCCGCACUCUCGCCCGCUGCCGCAACUGGCAGACUAUGUGGACCGUCGCCGAGCAGAUGCGGCAGCGGGAACUGAAUCUCAAUCCCGCGGUCGUCUCCUUUGUGAUCGAGGAGUACGGCAAGGCCGGCUUCGUAGAUCAGGCCGUGGAAGUGUUCAACAAGUGCAAGACCUUCAAUUGCCCCCAGACAACUGAGAUUUAUAAUGCCCUGCUGUUCGCGCUCUGCGAGGUGAAGAACUUCCAUGGGGCUUAUGCUUUGAUUCGGAGGAUGGUGAGAAAAGGUGGCCUGCCGGACAAGAGGACCUAUGCGAUUCUCGUGAAUGCCUGGUGCUCCGCGGGGAAAAUGAGGGAGGCGCAGGAGUUCUUGGAGGAGAUGAGUCGGAAGGGGUUUAAUUCGCCUGUACGGGGACGGGAUUUGUUGAUUGAAGGUUUGUUGAAUGCCGGGUAUGUUGAGUCGGCAAAGGAAAUGGUGAGAAGAAUGACGAAGGAGGGUUAUUUGCCGGAUAUAGAGACUUUUAAUUCUUUAUUGGAGGCAGUGUGCAAGUUGGGGGAGAUUGAUUUUGGUGUUGAUCUAUACCAUGAUGCGUCGAGGUUGGGGCUUUGUGUAGAUAUUAGCACGUAUAAGAUUAUGAUACCGGCGGUUUCAAAAGCAGGUAGGAUUGAUGAGGCUUUGAGGUUUUUGCACAAGUCAAUGGAGGAUGGGUAUAGGCCAUUUCCAAGUCUGUAUGCGCCAAUCAUUAAAGCUCUUUGUAGGAGGGGUCAGUUUGCUGAUGCAUCCUGUUUUUUCAAUGAUAUGAAGGUUAAAGGGCAUCCUGCAAACCGGCCCGUUUAUACAAUGUUGAUAACAAUGUGCGGACGUGGAGGUCGAUUUAUUGAUGCAGCUAAUUAUUUGGUAGAAAUGACUCGCUUGAAUUUGUUGCCCUUGCCGCGGUGCUUUGAUAUGGUUACUGAUGGAUUGAAGAAUUGUGGAAAACAUGAUUUAGCUAAGAAGAUAGAGCAGUUGGAGGUGUCAAUUCGAGGUGUUUGAUGUAGCUCUUGGCAGUGGAUGAUUGUGUCUUGUUCAGAGGAGCUAUGUCUGCAGUGUAUGUGGUACACUAUUUGAGGCUUGGAACAAUCUUUGGAAAGAGCUUUUGUCCAGAGUCAGCGGUGGACAUGUUAAAUAUCCCUUUGGAAGGUUUUAGGAGUAGAGAUGGGUCACCAUUGUGGAGGUGUGGACUUUUUGCUGUCUUUUAAGGUAUUUGGUUGGAGAGAAAUGCUGGUGUUUUCAAGGGGAAAAGGAUGUCUUCCUCUCUGCUUUUGGGGAUAAGAUACAUUAUAUAUGGCUUCAGUGUGGGCUUUUGCAACAGGUUGUUUUAAAAGGCUGUUGUUUUUAGAUAUUGAUUGGAUGGCAGUUUUGUUUUGAUGUUUUUUCAUCUCUUUUAAGGAGGAUUUCUUAUGCUUCUCUGUAUAUUCUCUCUUCUGCAAUAAAAAUUCUUUUUCUCAGAAAAGAAAAAGCCCUUUUUUAUAGGAA